AUUUCGAUAGAGGACAAGUACGCGGCGAUCGUGGGCGCUCAGCCGGGCAGCUUUGCGUUCCUAUUCGGUCUGGCGUGCAAGCACCCCAGCGAACAUGUACAGAAAUAUGCCAUCCACACGAUCUUCUCGCUCAGCCGAAAUGACAAGAACAAGGAGACCAUCGCGACCAAGUGGUUCCUGGUGCUGGCCAAGCUGUUCGCUUCGCCCAACCAGAGCAUACAGACCCUGGCUACCGCCAUCAUGGCCGAAAUCUCCAUCGGCUACGACGAGGCCAAGGCGAAGGCCACCAAAGAGAUCGGAGUGCUCAAGAUUGUGCCGCUCCUUAAGUCUGGCUCGAGCGAGCAGCGAUACGAAGCCUGUCGCCUCCUCACCAACAUCACCAACAAGCAAGCUGAGGUGCAAAAGGCCGCGGUGAAGGAGGGUCUGCUUGCUCUUCUACUCGGGAUCGCAACCAACCGCAUCGACAACAACAGGAGAACCCAGACCGCUGCUCUGAGUGCUGUGGCGAACAUUCUGGCGUUGGUGGGCGACAAGGAGACGGACAUGGGCGCCGAUUUUGCGCGGGAGAACGUGACAGGGGCCAUCGUCACCAUCCUCAAGGAGGCGCGGGGCCAGGACCGAGAGACGGAGGAGCUCCAGGAGCAGAACCUGCGAGCCAUCGUCGGCAUCACCAAGCACAAGGCGCUGUCGGCAGAGUUCAUUGAGAAGGAGGGCGUUGAGGCGCUGACGCCGCUGCUGGGGCCGGCCAACAAGGAACUCCAGAAGCAGGCCGUGCGAACGAUCAAGAACCUGUCCAAGAAGUACAAGAAGCGACUGGCGGCCAAGGAAACGCUCCUCGAUUCGCUUCAGUCGGUGGCGACGGAGAGCAGCUCGACCAACGUGCAGAAGGUGGCCAAGAAAACCCUCUCACGCCUCCAGUUGUCCACCAAGUAG
Acanthamoeba castellanii str. Neff is the source of this 933-nucleotide messenger RNA. Its product is annotated as Armadillo/betacatenin-like repeat domain containing protein. Gene Ontology annotation, molecular function: protein-membrane adaptor activity; protein binding. NCBI's taxonomy places the organism in Eukaryota, Discosea, Longamoebia, Acanthamoebidae. The annotation marks the transcript as partial. The transcript has 7 exons. The record is from RefSeq and is a predicted model, not a curated record. Gene Ontology annotation, biological process: nucleus-vacuole junction assembly.